This is a messenger RNA of Lactuca sativa (garden lettuce), 2656 nucleotides long. RefSeq lists its product as uncharacterized. NCBI's taxonomy places the organism in Eukaryota, Viridiplantae, Streptophyta, Magnoliopsida, Asterales, Asteraceae. Gene Ontology annotation, molecular function: protein binding. The record is from RefSeq and is a predicted model, not a curated record.
ACAAUAAUCGGUAUAUGGGACGGGAGGGGAGUAGUUUGUAAGGCGUCACCAAAGGGGGCUCGAGCCAAAAUCCAACUCAUUAUUUCAUUUCUUGACAUCUUCUCCAAGUCGCCGAGAAAACCCUAGCAACAGGCACAUAACAAUGAAGCGGAAACGUGCAUAUGGGCAGCGCAAAGCUAAAACUCCAUUGGCGAAGAAGACAGUGCAAAUUGAUGCUACUCUAGUAGCAGAAAAUGAUGAACCAGAAGUACCUGAAACCAGCAUGAAUUUUCAACCUGUUGGAAAAUCUGUAUCUGAUGAGAAAACAGAGAAAAAUCUCACCUCUGUGCAUAUGGAAACUGAAACUCCAAGAAAUGGUAGCAGACAAGCAGAUUUAGAGAUAGAAAAAGCUGUUUAUGGGAGAAUGCAGAAUCAUCCAAAUGAAUUGCGCAAAAUGAUUGCAUCCAUUAUCAAAGACAUGUCUAAGGAAGCUGGUGGACUAGCUAACCUGACAAAAACCUUGGCUGAGAACUCAAUCAGCAAUGAACAAAUGGAGCAACCUCAUGCUGACAUGGAUCUUGAUGAAAACAACAGCAAACUACAUCAAAAUCCAGAAUACAAGCAGCAAGAAUUGGAUACUGCCCUAUCAGUUAUCAAAAAGACAAUGAAGUUGGAUGCAGCUGAUCCAUUUAACAGACCUGUAGAUCCUGUUGCACUUGAAAUACCUGAUUACUUUGAUGUUAUCGAUACACCAAUGGAUUUUGGUACAAUAUGCAACAACCUUGAGAAUGGUCUCAAGUACAUGAAUUCAGGAGACGUGUUUAAAGAUGUAGAAUAUAUUUGGUAUAAUUGUGUCAAAUAUAAUAAGAAGGGUGAUCAUAUUUUGGAGCUCAUGAAGCGGGUGAAGACAUUCUUUACAAAGUACUGGAUAGCAGCUGGACUACACUGUGAACAAUCACCAACUUUUGUUAUAGAACCUGCAGUGCAACAAAAUAUGCAUAACGAGGGACAUUCAGUGAGUCCUGUUACUCCUAUUGCUGAUAAAAGGUCAACCCAAGUACAAUCCAUUCCACCCUCAUCCAAAGAGAAUAGGCCUGGAUUGAGCUCUAAUGUGCAAUAUCAUGUCCCAGGAUUCACAAAUGCAAAUUCUGGUGUUGCAGAGUCUUCUAUCUCAAGGCACAAGAAACAAGGAAAAGACUUCCCACUUGUCCCACUCACCAACAAUUUGUCCAACCAAAACGCCUCUGGUUCUAACCAAAUAGUACAAAAUCAACCCGAGCCAAUCAACAUGCAGCACCCUGUUCUACCUCAACAGAGCUCUAACAACCUCCCACAAUCCUCCCCUGAACAAGAUGAGCCUAACAUUGAUUCUAGAAGUAUUCAAAAGAAACGCCAAGGUCGUGGGCCCACACGUUGCGUUAGAUUGUUGAAUACAGUCGGGCGGAUAAAAGUCCUGACCAAUGAACUCGGGCAGCCCGUGGGGUCAGAGGCAUCACAGUUGACCAGCUUUUUAGGUCUAACAGCACGUGAUGGAAACUUGGCUCCCUUGAUUUAUCCUAGUUGGAGCAAAGUACCAGAAGAGAAUAAGGAGAACAUGUGGCAGAAAGUUUUGAUGAAAUUUGAUAUUGACCCUAGUAGUAGAAGUUGGGUGCUGAUGUCACUUGGAACUAAAUGGAGAAACUUUAAGUCGCUUCUCAAGACUACUCAUUAUGACACACAUUCAACCGAUGAAGAACGCCUUGCAGAUUGUGAUGACAGGGUCCUUCCUGAUCAGUGGGCAGUUCUUGUUUCUCAAUGGAGCUCUGAAAAAUGGCAGCGUAUCAGUGCCAAAAAUAAGGCCAAUCGUGCUAGGCAUAAGUUUAGUCACACCUCGGGCAAAAAAAGCUUUGCUAGAAUACGUGAAGAGGAGAGGGCAAAAAGGACGGACGGGCAGGAACCAUCACGGGCAGAACUAUUUAUCUUGACCCGUACACGGAAAAACGGUCAGCCGGUGAAUGAGGCGACAGCUGCUGUGAUUUCACAACUACGAGAGACAGAUGGUAACAAGAAUGAAGUAAAAGAUGAUGUGUAUGAGCGGGUAAUGGGAGUGGAUAGAAAAGGCGGUGUCUCCUUAUACGGAUUAAAUGCUACUACCCCUUCUCGUCCCGGCCCUGAAGUUUCUACGCGAGUUGAGGCGUUGAAUAUGGUUGCGGAAAAGAAUGCCGAAGUUCUUCAAAUGAAGGACAAACUUGCAUCACUCGAACAAACAUGUUCACAGAUGUCUGCUCAGAUGUCUCAAAUGCUCUCAAUGAUGUCUACCUUGCACAAGGCUACCCCUCCUCAGAACAUCCCCAAUACCGUUGAUGGCACUUUGAUUCCGGUGGGUACACCCAAUCAAUCAGAACCCACUUCUACAUCUAUUCAUGAGGUUCCUGUGAAACAGACUCGCGGAAGGAAAAAGAGAAGGUAGGAAAGGAAAAGAUAAUCUCCAUGUGUAAUAUGUUUUUUAGCUAUUGGUAAGACUUGAUAUCUCGUUAAAAAAAGAUGUCUUAGAUUAACUUGUUAACGAAACAUAUUUGUGAUGCACCCAGUAGUAGGAUUUUUAAAGUUAAAAUGUUGCUCACAAAUGACUAUUUCGGCAUCUUAUUACAAAAAGUUUGGAUAAGGAUACACUAAUGUGUAGUUUUUUUCUUCUGAA